CGCAGUCACAAGUCUUCUUUAACUAGUAGAGUCGAGAUAACUAGCAACCAUGUACAAGUUCGUAGUAUUUGCCGUGCUCGUAGCCUGCGCUGCAGCUGCACCAGCACCAGCACCAGAACCAGCACCAGGAUUCGUAGCUGCUGCACCAGCCGUGGCUUACUCGGCUCACCCAGCUAGUCUUACCUAUGCUGCACAUGCACCAACAUUUACCUACGCCGCACACGCAGCCCCGGUUGCUUAUACCGCUCAUGCAGCCCCAGUUGCAUAUGCCGCACAUGUAGCCCCAGUUGCAUACACCUCUCACUCUUCUCAUCUGACUUACGCCGCACCAGCCGUCAGUCUCGUUCACUAGAUCACCGGUAUACGCUGAUCAAAGGAUGAACGAUCGAAAUGGAUUGGAACGACGUUUAAAAGAAGAACAUGACUACGAUCGACAUACUUGUCUUUUUAUAUUUGUUUUCUU
Polistes canadensis is the source of this 463-nucleotide messenger RNA. Its product is annotated as cuticle protein 16.5, isoform A-like. The record is from RefSeq and is a predicted model, not a curated record. Lineage: Eukaryota; Metazoa; Arthropoda; Insecta; Hymenoptera; Vespidae. The transcript has a single exon. Bases 50 to 352 code for a protein of 100 amino acids.